AUGGCGAUACAACCGCCCCCGGAGGCUUCCAAGCGGGUGCAGGUUAUGGUGGUGGGCUUGGGGAUGGUCGGGAUCGCGUUCAUCGAGAAGAUGCUCACGCUCGAUACGGUGGGGAAAUACCACAUCCGGACGUGCGGCGAGGAGCCUACAGUAGCGUACAACCGAGUCGGUCUGACUGAGUACUUCCAGCACCGCAACGUAUCGGAGCUUUACCUCAACCCUGUGUCAUGGUAUGCCGAGCAGAACCCCGAGCAGUUCAGCUUCCACAUCGGCGAGCAGGUUCUGCGGAUCGAUCCCGCCAAGAAGGAGGUGCACACUAGCAAGGACAAUGUCUUCACCUACGAUAUUCUCGUCUUGGCCACCGGCUCUGCAGCUGGGCUUCCGCCUUAUGUCUCGGCUGAGCGAGCACGCAAGACCAAAGGUGUCUUCGUCUACCGUAGUAUCGCCGAUCUGGAGAACAUCAUCAAGUAUGCCGAGCAGGACCACGUGACUCGCGCAGAGGUCAUCGGUGGAGGCCUGCUCGGUCUGGAAGCCGCCAAGGCCGUCUAUGAUAUGCCGUCUGUCCCCAACGUCUCGAUCCACAUUCGACAGGACUACCCACUCAACCGCCAACUCGACGCAUCGGCAGGCAUGCUCGUCCUUCGCAAAAUCGAGGAUCUGGGCGUCAAGGUUGUCACCAAGUCGACCAUCAAAGAUAUGACGACCCGGACGGACGAGUCUGGCGAGACCUUUACGGGCUUUCAGACCGCCUCGGAGCCCAUUGAGUCGGACUUGGUCAUCUACGCCGUUGGUAUCAAGCCUCGGGACGAUCUCGCGCGGGACAGCGGAAUCGAGCUGGAUGCUGGUGGUGGUGUCAAGAUCGGGGACGACCUCAUGAGUUCUGCGAAGGACGUGUAUGCCAUUGGAGAGUGUGCGAGCUGGCGCGGAAACUUCUACGGUCUCAUCGCACCCGGCGUGGAAAUGGCCGAUAUCCUCGCCUUCAAUCUCACCCAAACCCACGGCGAAGGCGCUCCCAAGCACGCAGCGCGGAAGAUGAACACUCCCGACCUCUCGACCCGGCUCAAGCUCAUGGGUGUCGACGUUGCCUCCUUUGGAGACCACUUUGCCGACAUGCGCGUCCAGCCCAAGAUCUACUCUGCCCCUGCGCUCGGCGAGGUGCAUAUCGAAAAGCCGUCCAGGUCGAACGAGAAUACAGCGGUCAAAUGCUUGACAUACCACGAUCCCUUCUCGGCGACGUAUAAGAAGUACAUCUUCAGUCAGGAUGGGCAGCAUCUGUUAGGCGGGAUGAUGAUCGGGGAUGUUGGGGACUUUACCAAGCUCGUCGCCAUCACCAAGAAGAAGAAAAAGCUCGACGUGCCUCCUUCCCAGUUCAUCCUUGGCUCCAAGUCCGAGGGCGAGACCAACGGGGACGACCUGGACGACGACACCACCAUCUGCUCUUGCCACAACGUCACCAAAGCCGCCAUCACCAGCUGUGUCAAAGACGGUCUCACCGAUUUUGCCAAGAUCAAGGCCAAGACCAAGGUGGGGACGGGAUGUGGUGGAUGCGUCCCCCUCGCCACCUCUAUCUUCAAGACGGAGAUGAAGAAGCUCGGUCACUCGAUCAACAACAAUCUCUGCCACCAUAUCAAGAUGAGCCGACAGGACCUGCUCUACACGGUUAAGAUCAAGAAGCUCAAGGACUUCCGGUCGAUCAUGGAUACCAUCGGGACGGGCAACGGGUCGCAAGGGUGCGAGAUCUGCAAGCCUGCCAUCGGGAGCGUAUUGUCCUCGCUGUACAACGAGUUCGUCAUGGCACCCAAGCACCAUGGGAACCAGGAUACAAACGAUCGGUACAUGGCCAACAUCCAGCGGGACGGCACAUUCUCGGUCGUCCCUCGUAUCGCCGCCGGGGAGAUCAAGCCCGAGGAGCUCAUCGUUAUCGGUCAAGUCGCCAAGGAAUUUGACCUCUACACCAAGAUCACCGGCGGACAGCGGAUCGAUAUGUUUGGCGCCAAGAAGCAGGACCUCCCGACCAUCUGGUCUCGCCUCAUCGACGCCGGUAUGGAGUCGGGUCAAGCGUACGGGAAAGCUUUGCGGACGGUCAAGUCCUGCGUGGGCAGCUCGUGGUGUCGGUUUGGCGUGGGAGACUCGGUCGGGCUGGCCGUGGACUUGGAGAACCGGUACAGGGGUGUCCGAGCGCCACACAAGUUCAAGGGAGGGGUCAGUGGGUGUGUCCGAGAGUGUGCCGAGGCCCAGUCCAAGGACUUUGGCCUCAUCGCGACCGACAAGGGAUGGAACAUCUUCAUCGGUGGGAAUGGAGGAAUCACCCCUCGUCACGCCAAGCUCUUUGCUUCCGAUGUUCCACCCACCAAAGUCGUCCGCAUCAUCGACCGCUACCUUAUGCUCUACAUCCGUACCGCCGACCGACUCCAACGUACCGCGCCAUGGGUCGAGAGCUUCGAGGGCGGGAUCGACAAGCUGCGCAAGAUCAUCCUGGAGGAUGAGCUGGGUAUCUGUGCGGACCUCGAGGCGGAGAUGCACGCGCUAGUGGGGACAUAUGAGGAUGAGUGGAAGAGGGCGGUGAAUGAUCCAGAGCUGCGAAAGCAGUUCAAGCAAUUCGCCAACUCGGACGAAGUACGCCCAUCCAUCGAAAAGAUUGAAGAAAGGGGCCAGAACCGAGCGGCCGAUUGGCCAAAAGACUUCCCACCCAUGAAGUUUGAAGCCAAGGACUUACCGACGCCCAAGGAGCAGUGGAAGUGGAUCCCCCUCGCUACAGUGGACGACCUCCGGCCUACACACGAGAAUACCACGAGCGCCGCAGUGAGGUAUGGGGAGGACUCACAGCUCGCCAUCUUCCAUUACCCGGGUAAAGGGUAUCUGGCCUCUCAGCAGAUGUGCCCGCACAGGCGUGCCUUUGUGCUGGACCAUGGUAUCGUCGGAGAUGACAAGGAUGGAAACCUCUAUGUCUCUUGCCCGCUGCACAAGAGGAAUUACGAUCUCAAGACUGGCGACUGCAGUACCGACCCAAGUAUGCACAUCCUGACCUUUGAAGUCAAGGAAGAGGCGGGGACCCUUUUGGUCAAGUUGCCGCCAGCGGAGGAGCUCGACGAGAUGAUUGGUAGUUCCAAGUGGAUGGUCCGCAAGUCUACGGCAGAAGCGCUCGGGCGGAUCCCGGCUACCAGAAUUGAGAUUGUGCCGCCUUCCAUGCGGGCCCUCCAGGACCCAACGUCCUCGCCUGAGGCCAAGCAUGGGAGCAACGGCGGCGGGUGCGGGAGUGCUGCUCUAGACUGGUAA
Molecule: messenger RNA, 3276 nt
Organism: Dioszegia hungarica
Lineage: Eukaryota; Fungi; Basidiomycota; Tremellomycetes; Tremellales; Bulleribasidiaceae
Product: nitrite reductase
Exons: 16
Coding region: 1-3276 (1091 amino acids)
Biological process (GO): nitrate assimilation
Molecular function (GO): NADP binding; 2 iron, 2 sulfur cluster binding; nitrite reductase [NAD(P)H] activity
Source: RefSeq, a predicted model, not a curated record